CAUCCAUCUGCGCACGACGACAUCUCCUAAAUCCGAGUUUCACUCUCUUCUAGAAGUGACUGUGGCAAGAGGCAGUUGAAAGACUGCAAGAUCUUGUUUGUCAACUAAUCAUCUGUCAAUCAAUCGUCGAGAUUCGACCAGUCUUUUGUGCAUCGACUUUGCACACGACUUUAUGUAUCCGCCUCCUAACCGUGAACGCUUCCUAUCCUUAAGACCAUCUUCUCACCACAUAACCCACCAACAUGGCGCCCAAGAAAAAGGCGGGCAAGAAGCAGGCGGACGAUUGGGACGCCGACAUGGGCGAGACCAUUGACCCUAUCGCCCAAGCCACUGCGGAUGCCAAAAAAGAAGAUGCAGAUCAGGCUGCCGCAGAUGAGGAAGUGAACGCCGGCGGCUUGAUGGCUGCCCUUAGGAAAAACAGGGACAAGCGUGCAAAGAAGGGCAAACCUGUUAUCAAUGAUUUCGUCGAGGGCGAAGACGCAGACGGUGUUGCUACACCUCCUCCUGCCGAAGAUCUUGCCGCCAAAGCCCCGGCCGAUGCUACGUUUGAUGACGAGGCAGAGGAUGUGUUCGCCGGGAACGUGAAGAAGGGCAAAGGUGGUAAAAAGCAGGUCGAGGCUCCUGCUGAAGAUGGAGAGGAUGGUGAUGGUGGCGGCGUAAAAUCCAAGAAAGAAAAGGAGCGUGAGAAGAAAGAACGGGAGAAGCAGAGAAAGAAGGAACAAGCUGCGAAGAAGAAGACUACAGCACCAACACCCGCACCGAAAGCCGAAGAGAAACCUGUUGAAGAGAAGAAAGUCGAGGCUGACGCACCAGAGACCGACAAGGCUGGUAAGAAAAGGAAGGUUCCUGCACAUCUCGCAGCCAUCCAGAAGCAGCAGGAAAUUCUUGCCAGACAACGAGAAGAGGAGGCAAGAUUAGAAGCCGAGGAGAGGGCGGCUGAAGAGGAACGGCUGCGCAAGGAAGCUGAAGAGGAGAAGAAGAAGGCUGAGGCAAGACAACGCAAGAAGGAGAAAGAAAAGGAGAAGAAGGAGCAACUCCGGAAAGAAGGCAAACUCCUUUCGGAUGCUGAUAGGAAGCGUAAGCAACAGCAAGAACUUCGCCUGCAGCAAAUGCUUGAAGCUGGUGUGAAGGUCGCAGGUUUGACCGAGAAAGGCGAAGAGAAGAAAAAGCCUGCUUUCGACAAGAAGCGCAAGGGUCCGAAGAAAGAAGAAAUUGAUCUCGAAGCCGCCGCAGAGAAAGCAAGACAGGAAGCUGAAGCUGCCGCAGCCGAACGCCAAAGACUCGCAAAAGAAGCUGAAGCCGCCGCCGCCGCCGCUACAGGGACUGAAGCGGCAAAGGAGGAUGAGGAAUCCGGGCUUGAUGACUGGGAGCAGGCUGCUGAUGAGGAGGUCAAGGACAGCUGGGAUGCUGAGUCGGACGAAGACGCACCCAAAUCGGCCGUUAACGGCGACGCAAAGGCUACAACUAAUGGCGACGCCACCAAACCAUCAAAGACUUCGACCUUGCCAAUGCGAGACUCUGGGCGGCCACCCAAAGAGAAGCCGUUCGAGUCCGACACGUCAGAAGAGGACUCUUCUGAAGAAGAAGAAGAACGCACCUCUAACCAACGGGCAAUUGCGCAAAGGAAAGCCGAAGCCGCUGCGAGACGACAAAAAGCGCACGAGGAAGCCCUUGCAGCUCGAUCUAAGGAUAAUCUACGAUCACCCAUUUGCUGUAUCCUUGGUCACGUCGACACUGGCAAGACGAAAUUGCUGGACAAGAUUCGGCAGACCAACGUUCAAGAAGGCGAAGCAGGUGGUAUCACACAGCAAAUCGGCGCCACUUAUUUCCCUGUUGAAGCCCUGCAACAAAAGACAGCCGUGGUCAACAAGGAUGGCAAAUUUGAGUUCAAGGUUCCUGGUCUGCUCGUUAUCGAUACUCCAGGUCACGAGUCUUUCUCGAAUCUGCGGUCUCGUGGCUCUUCGCUCUGCAACAUUGCCAUCCUCGUGGUUGAUAUCAUGCACGGACUGGAGCCUCAGACCAUUGAGUCUAUGAACCUUCUGAGGGAGCGGAAGAUUCCAUUCAUUGUCGCUCUCAACAAGAUUGAUCGUCUGUAUGGCUGGAGGAAAAUCGAUAACAAUGGUUUCCAAGAAAGUUUGGCCAUGCAGAAUAAGGGUGUCAUGAAUGAGUUCCGAGACCGGCUGGAAAAGACCAAGGUCGCUUUUGCAGAGCAAGGAUUCAACGCCGAACUCUACUACGAAAACAAGGACAUGAGACGCUACGUCUCCCUCGUCCCGACCUCAGCUCACACUGGCGAAGGUAUUCCUGAUAUGCUAAAGCUUUUGGUGUCUCUGACGCAAGAGCGUAUGACUUCCAGCCUGAUGUACCUGUCAGAGGUUGAAGCCACCAUUCUUGAAGUCAAGGUCAUCGAGGGUCUCGGUACGACCAUAGAUGUCAUCCUGUCCAACGGUGUUCUUCGGGAAGGUGACCGAGUUGUGAUGUGUGGUAUCAAUGGACCUAUUGCCACGAAUAUACGAGCACUUCUGACGCCAGCACCGCUCAAGGAACUACGUCUCAAGUCGGCUUACGUGCACAACAAAGAGGUCAAAGCAGCUCUAGGUGUCAAGAUUGCGGCCAAUGACCUGGAGGGUGCUAUCGCAGGCUCUCGAUUGCUUGUGGUUGGACCUGAAGACGAUGAGGAUGACUUGGAGGAUGAUGUCAUGGGUGACCUACAAAAAUUGCUUACCGCUGUCUCCAAAGACAAUCGUGGUGUCAGCGUACAGGCUUCGACACUGGGCUCUCUGGAAGCCCUGUUGAAGUUCUUGAAAGACAUGAAGAUCCCCGUGGCCAACAUCUCGAUUGGUCCAGUCUUCAAACGCGAUGUGAUGAUGGCGGGCACAAUGUUGGAAAAAGCCAAGGAGUACGCGGUCAUGCUUUGCUUCGAUGUCAAGGUGGACAAGGAAGCACAGCAAUACGCCGACGACCAGGGCAUCAAGAUCUUCACAGCCGACAUCAUCUAUCACCUCUUCGACGACUUUACCAAGUACAGAAAUCAACUUGCCGAGCAGAGGAAAGAGGAGAGCAAGCUCAACGCCGUCUUCCCUUGUGUGCUGCAUCCGUUGCAAGUGUUUAACAAGAAAGAUCCGAUCGUUGUGGGAGUGGAUGUUGUCGACGGCAGUCUUCGACCUUUAACACCGAUUGCUGCUGUUAGAACAAACCCGGUGACUCAUGUGAAAGAAAUCGUUUCAUUGGGUAGAGUGACGACGAUUGAGCGAGAACACAAGGCUAUUCCACUUUGCAAGAAGGGACAGCCGGCUGUGGCGGUUAAGAUUGAAGGACCCAAUCAGCCACUGUAUGGGCGACAGCUGGACGAGAAGGAUACCUUGUAUUCGUUGAUAUCCCGACAAUCAAUUGAUACGCUCAAGGAGUUCUACCGAGAUGAGGUGUCUAAGGACGAAUGGUCAUUGAUCAGGAAGAUGAAGCCAUUAUUCGACAUCCCAUAGACGACCGGGGAGAAAAGUGUUUGUAAUGGCUAGCAUACGACGAAAAUUGCAUUGUAUCAUUGAAGCUUUUUGGGGCAUGGCAAACGGCGUAUGAUGAUGAAGGGGAUGAAGAGGAUGAUGAGGAUGAUGAGGAU
Molecule: messenger RNA, 3616 nt
Organism: Exophiala xenobiotica
Lineage: Eukaryota; Fungi; Ascomycota; Eurotiomycetes; Chaetothyriales; Herpotrichiellaceae
Product: translation initiation factor aIF-2
Exons: 2
Coding region: 243-3482 (1079 amino acids)
Molecular function (GO): translation initiation factor activity; GTPase activity; GTP binding
Source: RefSeq, a predicted model, not a curated record